This is a messenger RNA of Drosophila suzukii, 814 nucleotides long. It is a transcript of the gene Dpm1, whose product is annotated as Dolichyl-phosphate mannosyltransferase subunit 1. Gene Ontology annotation, cellular component: endoplasmic reticulum membrane. Gene Ontology annotation, molecular function: dolichyl-phosphate beta-D-mannosyltransferase activity. The record is from RefSeq and is a predicted model, not a curated record. Lineage: Eukaryota; Metazoa; Arthropoda; Insecta; Diptera; Drosophilidae. Gene Ontology annotation, biological process: dolichol-linked oligosaccharide biosynthetic process; GPI anchor biosynthetic process; protein O-linked glycosylation via mannose.
CCUCUGAGCAACACUGUUCUAAUUCUAAUUAGAAUUAUUUACACGGUUCUGAGGAAUAAUUAGCCAUGCCAACAAAUGCCCAUAAAUACAGCAUACUGCUGCCCACCUACAAUGAAAAGGAUAAUUUGCCCAUUAUAAUAUGGCUAAUUGUGAAAUACAUGAAGGCCAGCGGCCUGGAAUACGAGGUGAUUGUUAUUGAUGAUGGCAGUCCGGAUGGAACACUGGAUGUGGCCAAGGACUUGCAGAAGAUUUACGGCGAGGACAGGAUUGUGCUGAGACCCCGCGGCUCCAAAUUGGGCCUUGGGACGGCCUACAUACAUGGCAUCAAACAUGCCACCGGGGACUUUAUUGUUAUCAUCGAUGCGGAUUUGAGUCAUCAUCCCAAGUUCAUCCCGGAGUUCAUCAAGCUGCAGCAGGAGGGAGACUAUGACAUUGUGUCCGGCACUAGGUACGCUGGUGAUGGAGGCGUCUUCGGCUGGGACUUUAAGCGCAAGCUCAUCUCGCGUGGCGCCAACUUUCUGUCCCAGGUUCUCCUCCGUCCGGAUGCCAGUGAUCUGACUGGGUCCUUCCGGCUCUACAAGAAGGAUGUCCUGGAGAAAUGCAUCGCGAGCUGCGUGUCCAAGGGCUAUGUUUUCCAAAUGGAGAUGCUGGUCCGGGCCAGACAGCAUGGCUACACCAUCGCCGAGGUGCCCAUCACCUUCGUGGACCGCAUCUAUGGCACCUCCAAGCUCGGCGGCACCGAGAUCAUUCAGUUUGCCAAGAACCUGCUGUAUCUGUUUGCAACCACAUAAAGAACACCACAAUCCACCAUCAA